Messenger RNA from Petromyzon marinus (sea lamprey), 7982 nucleotides. RefSeq names its product Ral GTPase activating protein non-catalytic subunit beta (gene RALGAPB). The record is from RefSeq and is a predicted model, not a curated record. Gene Ontology annotation, molecular function: GTPase activator activity. Gene Ontology annotation, biological process: activation of GTPase activity; regulation of small GTPase mediated signal transduction. NCBI's taxonomy places the organism in Eukaryota, Metazoa, Chordata, Hyperoartia, Petromyzontiformes, Petromyzontidae.
UGCCGGGUGUCCCCCUCGUGAGCCCAGAGUGGUUCCGCCACCGCGCCGAGAAGUCGGUGGCUGUGGUGGUGGCUGUGGUGGUGGUGUGAGGCUCCGGUGAAGCCGAACGCCCGCCACGUCCUCGUCCACCCUCGUCGUUAUCGUCGUUAUCGUCGUCACCCAACCCGUCCGACCUCGUCUCUUGGUCGCCCAUAUCGAGGGCCAAAAAGCUGGCACCGCGUAGCGGCUCGUGCCAGGACCAGGGGCCGUGCCGUUCCGUGCGCCCCCGUGCCACGCCGACGCGGGCGCCAUGUACUCGGAGUGGCGUUCGCUGCAGCACCUGAUUGAGCGUGACCAGGGCCACCUGAGUGUGCUGCACAGCUUUCCCGAGAGCGUAGGCCGCGAUGUCGUGGUGGCGGUGGUGCGGCCCCUCAGCCAACCGACCGCCGACUCCAUCCUGCACACGGACAAGGAGGUGAAAUGGACGAUGGAGGUGCUGUGCUUCGGGUUGUCGCUGGCGCUGGAUGGGGACGCGGUGCGCUUGUGCGUCGACGUCUACACCGAGUGGCUGCGGGCGCUGGCCGAGCCGCGGCUGCCCAACCUCCCGACACCCGUGCGCCGUGAACCCAACGCCUACUCGCGCAACAUCUUCAAGCACCUCUACAACCUCUUUGUGCCCAGGAGCGACGGCAGCACGCAGAAGCAGGCGGAGCUCUGCCGUGGGGUGCUGCACGCCGUGCAGAGGCUGGCGCGCGAUGCCACGACCAUGGAGCGUGAGACGUGGGAGGAGCUGCUGCUCUUCCUGCUGCACAUCAACGACACACUGCUCGCCGCUCCGACGCACAUUGGGGGACUGGCGGAGCAGCUGGCUGAUAAGCUGAUCGCCGUGUUGUUCGAGGCGUGGAUGCUGGCGUGCGCGCGCUGUUUCCCGACGCCCCCGUUUUGGCGCACGGCACGCGAGAUGGUGGCCUGCUGGCGCCAUCACACGGCGGUGGUGGACCAGUGGAGCCGAGUCGUGUCGGCCCUCACCUCAAGGCUCCUGCGCUUCAUGUAUGGCCCGGUGUUCCCGCUGUUCAAAGUGCCGGAGGAGGAUGCCGGGCUCAUCCCACCGGACAUGGAGAACGACUGUGUGGCCCAGACCUGGUUCCGUUUCCUGCACAUGCUCAGUAACCCGGUGGAGCUGAGCAACCCUGGCGUGGUGGCGUCGACACCGAGGUUCCAGCAGACUCUGCUGGAGGUGGGCGGGGUGCUGCACGACGUGCCGCAGUUCCAGUGCCUGCGCCAGCUCCCGGUCAUCUUCUUCCGUGCCAUGCGUGGCGUCUCAACCCUCGUUGACGCCUUUCUCGGGAUCUCGCGAGCGCGCUCGGACAGCGCCCCUGCCACGCCGGUGAACCCGAGCCGCCUGAGCAUGCCGGUGAUGAGCGGCGCCGGUGGCGGGGCGCCCACCACAUCCCCGCACACCAAGAGGGCGCGCGCCGUCACCAUCAGCAAGACCACGAGCAAAGCGUCCGCUGGGUCGCACUCCCAGGGCGUGCCGGGCGGCACCCACGCCAGCCGCUCCGCGCUUGCGUCGUCCUCUUCAUCGGCCACGUCCUCGGCCCCGUCCUCGACGCCGUCGCUGGUGCCCGCGCCGCGCGACCAGGGGGCGAUGCUGCAGCAGGCGGCGCCUUCGCUGGUGCAGCUCAGCUGCGAGCCGAGGCCCCCGCCGGCGCCGACCCGCCCGCGCGUCAACUCCGUGCUCAACCUGUUCGGCCAGUGGCUGUUCGACGCGGCGCUCGUGAGCUGCCGGCUGGAUGGCGCCGUCAGCCGUGACGGCAGCAUGACGGCAUCUUUUACCCAAAUCCUUCUUUAUUGUCUAUCAACGCAAGGCGGCGCCUCUGGCCCCGGCGCCGGGGUUCCCUCGUCCGCUGCGUCCUCCGCUCAGGACGUCCGCCGCAGCAAGGCCUUUCAGCCGACGGCGGGCGACCUAUCCGGCCUCGGCGGCCCGGGCGGCCCCGGCGGCCCCGGCGGCCCCGGCGGCCCGGGCGGCGCGGGCGGCGGAGGUGGCCCCGGGUCCGCUCCAUUGCUGUCCCUCGACUCGGCCGAUCUUCCCGAGGGCUACGACACGGGGCGCGCGGAGGCGUGCGGGACGCUCUGCAGAAUCUUCUGCAGUAAGAAGACGGGCGAGGAGAUCUUGCCCGUCUACCUGGCCAGGUUCUACAUGGUGCUGAUACAAGGCCUGCAGAUCCAGGAGCGCGCCGUGUGCCGCCCAGUCCUCGCCAGCAUCCUGCUCAACUCUCCCACGCUGCUCUGCUCCGACCUGCAGGGCAUCCACGUGCUCGUGCCCUACUUCAUCUCUGCCCUCGAGAUCAUCCUGCCUGACAGGGAUCUGCAGAAGUUCAAGCCGUUUGUGAACACCACCGACCUGCGGCACGCCGCCAUCCAGCUGCUUCUCUCCAUGCUGCCGCUGCCGCUGCACUUUGGGACCCUGCGAACCGAGACGGUGCUGGACAACCGCUUUCUGGAUGAGCGUGGCGGCGUCGGGGAGCGUCCCGGAACCUUCCUGGUGCUCAAACUGCGGCUCGUGAACCUGCUGAUCGGAGCGCUACAGACGGAGACUGACUCCUGCAACACGCAGAUGAUACUGGGCGCCAUGCUAAGUAUGGUUCAGGAUUCCGCGCUGCUGGAAGCUGUGGGCCCACAGACGGAGGUCGACGACGCGCAGAGGACACACAGCCGCAACAGCAGCGGCGUGAGCGCGUCGAGCAGCAGCAGCACGGAGGCCGCCACCCCGGAGGGCGACCGGCCCACCCAGGCUAUGAUGCGGGACUACGGCUCCCUCCCACCCCAAGACAGCGCUCUGGGCCUGCUGGUGCGCGCCAUCCACCUGGUGACGCAGCGCGUGCGCACGCAGUGGAAGGCCGACCUCAAGGUGUCUCUCGCCGCACUGGAACUGCUCUCCGGCCUCGCCAAGGUGCGCGUGACCCCCGAGAUGGCGGAGAGGCGGCGCGCGGUGAGUGCGGUGUGCGAGUUCAUCGUGUUCCAGUGCAGCCGCCCGGCGCCGUUCCACUCGCGGGACCUGCACUCCAUGAUCGUGGCCGCCUUCCAGUGCCUGUGCGUGUGGCUCACCGAGCACCCGGAGCUGCUCGACGAAAAGGAAUGUUUGUGGGAGGUGCUGGAGAUUGUGGAAUUGGGCAUUUCGGGCAGCAAGUCUCGCUCGUCCGAAGGGGAGGUGACCUGCAAGGCGGAGAAGGAGCAGAACCCGGCUUCGCUUCGCGUCAAGGAAGCAGCAGAGGCCACGCUCACCUGCGUGAUGCAGCACCUGGGCGCCUUCCCGGCUCCGAGUGGCGCCGCGUCGCUGUGCAGCCUGCUCAAGGAGGAGACGCUUUUGCGGCAGGCACGUGGGGGCGAUGGCGGCGGCGGCGGCGGCGGCGGCAGCCCCGGCAACGCGGCCGUGGAGGCCGUGCCCCCGCACGCUCACUUCCGCUACUUCGUGCUCGACAACAGCGUGGUGCUCGCCAUCCUGGAGCAGCCGCUCGGAAACCACCAGACAGAUCCCUGCCCAACGGUGACGGUGCUGAUCCGCGGGCUGGGCGGGCGGCAUGCGUGGACCUUGCAGCUGCGACAGCAGCCCCGGGACUGCCCCGUCGUGCUCAAGCCCUUCGCGACGGAGAACCGACCGGCGCCGCUGGCAAACGUGGGCACUCGAUACAACGUGAAGCACCGCGUGUUCCCCGAGGAGGUGGACAAGAUCCCCUUCGUGAAGGCUGACUGCAGCAUCCCCGACCUGCCCGACAUCAUCAACGAGCAGAUGGCGCUGCAGCAGGAGAAGCUGCGCAAGCUGAUGGAGCAGCAGAUGGCGUACGAGGCGGACGUGACGCACGCGCGGGAGCGGGCGCAAGCGUCUGUCGAGUUCCCCGACCCGUCCACAGAGUGCCGACUGCCACAGCCAUCACAGGACUUCCAGACGGCACGCCUCUUCCUCUCCCACCUUGGCUUCCUUUCGCCGGAAGCGCUCAAGGAGAUGGGCGCAAGCAGGAUGCCACCCACCUGGUGGGCGCUAGACCAGACGAUGCCCGGAUUCCUCGAGGACCUGGCCUUGCUGGACGCUCUGCCCUCGCGUCCGUUCGACACGGUCUUCAUCUUCUACGUGCGCGCGGGCCAGCGCAUGCCACGCGAGAUCCUACGCAACGUGGACAGCGCCACCUCCGUGCAGCCGCACUUCCUGGAGCUGCUGGGCUCGCUGGGCUGGCCGGUGCAGGUUGGGCGGCACCCGGGCUGGACCGGCCACGUCACCUCCAGCUGGCACAUCGCCGGCGGCAGUUACGGCGGGGAGGACGGGGACGGAGACGGAACGUCGCCCGUGGACGAGCCGGUCAUGACGGAGGGCAGCGGCGGGGGCGUCUUCAACGGAGACCGCAGGGUCCUCUACUACGCCGACGCGCUCACCGAGGUGGCCUUCGUGGUGCCCUCACUGCCCGCCUCCGCGGAUCCCGCAGCCGACCCACAGCUGUUGGCCCUGGACAACGAGGCCAACCAGGAGUUUCUGGCAAAGGUGCUGAAGCAGCACUCCCUGAGCCUGGAGCUCUUCCCAAGCCAGAACGAUGGCCCCAACGCCAACCAGCAGGGGAGUUUGAACGGACGGAUAAAGAAGUCCGCGUUGGGGCGGCCCCUUCCCCCGCUGGGGCCUGAGACCAAGGUCAUGGUGGUGUGGGUGGAAAGCUACGACGACAUCGAGAAUUUGCCGCUAUCGGAACUGCUUCAAGAGACAAUAACGGGGAUGGAGGCGCCUGUCAACAGCAGCACCUCCGUCAGGUCUGCGUCUCCGGACAAGGAAGUGCCGGUGAUCUUCAUCCACCCGCUGCGCACCGGGCUGUUCCGUGUGCGCCUGCAAACCUCCUCCAGCAAGUCCACGAUGGCCAUCCCGCUGGUGGACGGCAUGGUGGUCAGCCGCCGGGCCCUUGGCUCGUUGGUGCGGCAGACGGCCGUGAAUGCGUGCCGCCGCAAGCGCUUAGAGAGCGACGCGUACAGCCACCCGCACGUGCGGCGCAAGCUCAAGAUCGCCGAGCUCGUCGCCAAGUACCGCAGCCGGCUCAUCGAGCCCGAGUUCUACACCUCGCUCUUCCAGGGAAGUCGGGAUAUAGCCCCCCCCCCCCCCCCCCGAGCACAAGCAGCGGCAGGGAGCGCGAGCAGAGGUGGGCGAGGUGGAAGUGAUUGGCGGCUGCCACUGAAUUUCCUCCGCGCUCCAUCGCGCGUCUUUCAAGGACUGUGACUCUGGCGUGGCUGGGCGAGACGGAGAACCCUCGGUGUCAUCCAUCUGGGUGGGGUGAGAUUGGCUUUGGCGUACGCGUCGUGACCGAUGACGCAGCUCACAGCGAGGAGCCAGAUGCGCCUCCCUUCCACGCACGCAGCACGCGAAACGAAUGUUUGGAAUAAGAGCGCGGAGUUCAAGAAUGUGGUUCUGUCCGAAAGUGGUCCACCGCUGCUGUCGGUGCUGGGGAGCAGGGAAUGGGCAGGUGUAGACGGGAGAGGGCGUUGUUGAUGAAGCACAACACUUCACCACACGGGCCCUAGCACCCGCACACUCUCCCCUGCCCUGACUACCGCCUCGGGAGAUGCACUCGCCCCACAACGCUUUGUCAUGCACGAGACAAAGGCACUCCGUUGUCUGAUCAACCGUGAGGCUCGGGGAAAAUUAUUUCCCACCGCGCCACACCGUCCACACACCCAGCGGCUGUCGCGUCUGUUACGGGAUCAUGUCGGCGGAUUAAAGCCCCAGACACGCGGUGUGGUAUUAUCACGAUGGCUCCGUGGUGGGGGUGGGGGGGGGGGGGGGUCGCAAUUCCACAAAACCUCGCCGAGAUUGCGCGCUUCGAACCCGACCUACACGGCUUCGCGUUCCGUCCUUGGCGAUGGCGACGGACGCGAGGUGUCCACCGUGAACCGGUCUCACAGCCGUGCCUGGGGCUAGACCGCUUGAGAGGGGCAUUAACGCUGGGACCGUGACCACGUGGCGCCAAUGGCGCCGCGUCGGUUCGAGUACCGGCAGCGCCGUAUCAUCGUGCGUGUACGUAGAGGCACCGGGGGGGGGGGGGGGGGACAUCUGUGGUCCACCAGUUAGUCUCUUGCAUGAACACUCCCGUGAAGAGGGUCAUGCAACGAGGCCCCUUUUUAAGUUUCCAUAUUAUUGGUUUAUUUUGUUACAUUCACACCAACGGCUUUGUUUUUCUCUUUUGAAGUCGCAAGCUGAGAGAUGGCCCCUUAUUAUUGUGCUGGCCAUUGUCAAAAUAAUGUGCCUCCGAGAUCAGUCUUUUGGGCGCAUUAUUGUGAUUCAUCUCAACCCUCCAGCGUUAUUUAUGAGCAGGCUCAAACAAGAAUUCACAGAAGCACUAACUUUGCUUAGCAAAAAACUGUAUUCUCGUUUUGCGAUAGUUGUGAAAACUAAGCUAAAUUAAUGAUCGUUUUCACACAGGGACACUGGUGAUACUAAUUAUUGAUGCACUGUUACCUUCCAACUAUUAAUGGAUUCCUUAUCAUUUCAACCACCUCUUUAAAUGUUAUCGGACUGUUUGUUACAUUUUAUCCUGGCUAAGGGGGGGGGGGGGGGGGGGUGGGCAAGAAUGUUGCUUGAGUGCUGCUGAAUGAAUUCUCUUUUGAAAGCAUUGGGGUAGUAAAGCUGGCGCAAACCCCUGACAUUUAUCAGUCACGCGAGGUCUAUCAAACUGCAGUAUACCGUCACAAUACAACCAAAUUCUCGAUACAAAUCAAUGCCUGCCACCCAAACACAUGCCAAUUUCUUGGACUGUUUGUUUCUCAAGGGGCUUUACUUAUGGCUUUACAAACGGGUUGGCAGCUGUCUGGGUUUGACCCUUUAUGCUCAGGAGCAGAAGUAGGUGACACUCCAUCACAGCAACCCACUCGUACCGUACAACAAGCCACCUCAUGGUCGCCUGCCCCCCCCCCCCCCCCCAAGUAGGAGAAUGGAUGCUGCAGCACCUACGCAUGCACAUGGUGCGUUUGUGUGUGGGGACGCACGUGCCUACGUCUGUCAGGGCAGUCACCCUCCAGCAACAACGGAGGGCAGAGGAGAGCGACGCUCACAACGGGCAGCUAAACAGUUGGCACAGUGGGUUAGCACAGUCGGUGCAUCUGAUGAUCACGGUUGACUGCGUAGAGUGCGAAAGAAGUUCAACAUGCAUGCAUAAUACAUCUGCCAGUCAUCUCGGUCAGUCAACCCACGGCGCCUGGGUCUAUUCCGUGACCUGCCCAGCGGGCCUUGGACACUUCACGUGGCCUCAGUGCACCUACCUAGCAUGGCACAUGCGCCGUGGUGACGUCCACCACUGCUUUGUGGUGAACGGCGGUCGUUGUGAUUACCUACGGCUGUGUUAAAACUAAUCUACCCUGAUCCCUCGUGCCACCGCCCACCGACAACCUGUCCAUUUGGCUUCAUAGACUCAUCAUCACUUUACAGGCGCAGUUUGCCCACGUGGCUAACUUGAAUGUACGGUUACUUUCGAGUUUGAGUGUGUGGUUUGCACUUUCCUAAAGUGCAGUGCAUGUCCCCAGACACCAGAUGUUGUCAUGUCUUAUCAGUCUUAACAGUUCCCUGGACCAUUCUCUCACUCCACCGAAUAUACAUUCUUGUGACCAAUGCUUAUGGAUACUUUCCGAGAUGCUAGCUAACCUUUAUUUAACCUUUUUUUAUUACUUUCAUUGUUUUUGUCUUACAUUAUUUUCCUUGGGUUAUACUUGUAAGUCAUCUCAGCGCGUGCAGGUUUUGUGUAGCUUAAUUUCCACGUUUCGUUUAAAAUAUAGGAAAAUCGUCAAAAGGCCGUGUUUCCAUAUAUAUACUGUAUGUCCACGACCCUGUAUGACAGUAAGUGACCCUUGCGUUUUUGUUCGUCACCCUCCUCCCCACGUUUGGAUAAAGAUGUCAGAUAUACAUUAUAUAUAUUUGUUUGCACUGGAUUGGUGACCGUGUGCUCAAUAAAGUCGACGCAAUGAUGUUGCGCUCAAUUGCG